Messenger RNA from Ceratosolen solmsi marchali, 4937 nucleotides. RefSeq names its product Fanconi anemia complementation group D2 (gene Fancd2). NCBI's taxonomy places the organism in Eukaryota, Metazoa, Arthropoda, Insecta, Hymenoptera, Agaonidae. The transcript is spliced from 16 exons. The record is from RefSeq and is a predicted model, not a curated record. Bases 233 to 4909 code for a protein of 1558 amino acids. Gene Ontology annotation, molecular function: DNA polymerase binding. Gene Ontology annotation, cellular component: condensed chromosome; nucleus. Gene Ontology annotation, biological process: mitotic intra-S DNA damage checkpoint signaling; homologous chromosome pairing at meiosis; double-strand break repair involved in meiotic recombination.
CCCGCUCAAAUAAAAUUUUCUCUUCUACUUAAUUGAUAAUAAUUUUAUCCCCAAUACCAUUUGAAAACUUUAAGACGAUUUAUUCCUUUGUUCCUUUCAGCUUGCCAUCCAAUAUUCCUUUUCCACUGCAUUAUGAUUUACGAGUAAUAUUUUCGCGCGUUUACAGUGUUAAAGAAUUGGACGAGGGAGAGUUUGUUUACGAAUUGUGCACAAUAUUUAAAUUUUAAUAAUAAUGGACAGGCGUAAAUUACAAUCCAGAAAUGUAUUGCACAAAAAACUUUAUUCCUCAAGUCAGACAUCAGUGAACGUUGCUUCAAGUUUGGCAAAAGAGAAUAUUAUUAGGUCUGCGAGUGCGGUAGAUAGCCGAUUUAUAUCCCGCAAACGUAAAAAUUCAGAGGAUGAAGAUGAAAAGAAAAAUUUAUCUCUCAAGUCUUCUCGCAUGACGCCUGAAAGUGUUAGGAAAAAGAAACGUAAUCAUAUUAUUGAUGAUGAUAAUGAUGAUGACGAUGAUGAAAACGAUCAUGAUAAUGAUGACAAUGAUAACGAUAGUGAUAACGACAGUGAUAAUGUUAAGAAAAGAUGGAAUAAUAUUUUUCCGAUGCGUCUGUCAAUGUCAAAAUUACACGCUAAAGGAGAAAAACAUAACAAGCUUUCAAAACCAAUCAAACCCAAUUUUACUAAAAAAUUACAAAAUAAUUUAAAUUACAAUGAUACAAAAGAAGAAAGUGAUUCGAGUGGUGGAUCAUAUAUAAGAGGAAUGUUGGAAGCAUUGGACAAAAGCCCUUCAAAAUUGAGUCAAAGUUCAAACACUUCCUUUGAUAAGUAUCGCAAACCUAAUCUGAGAACACCUAUUCGUUCUAAGCUUAAAAAAUCAGCAUUAAAUUUAACGAUUGAGAGAUAUAAAGAGGCAGCUACUAAAAGUUCACAGGAAUCGCUUACUGGCUCACAGAUCAAAAAAUUAACUUUAAAUAAAUCGAUGGAACAAAGAUCGAAAAAGAAUAAUGAUUUGGAUAAUGAAGAAAACAGUUAUUCUCUUGAAUCAGAUGCAUCGGUAGUAGAAAAUGAUUUACAAGAAAUUCCUAGUCUAUCUCAGACAAAUCAAAACAAUCACGACGAUAUUGACACAAGUCCUGUUAACAAUUACAGCAGCAAUGGAAUAAUAAAAAAAUUUACAAAUUUUAUUAACGAAGUAGGAAUUACCUUAUGUCUUGGCGAUAACUUACAUAUUGCAAACGAUGACCCUAGAGAAAUUAUACAAAAAAUGAAAAACAUUUUAUCUUCAAAUAAUUUGAAAAUAGAUGAAAUUGUUAAAUCAUGGAAUAAUUAUAUAAAUGAUGAAGAAAAUCUGAAAAAGACUUUAUUAGAAAUGAAAAUAGAAACUGCCGAAGGAAUAGGAAUUUGCUCAAAAGCUUUAUCUCUAUCACGAUUUUUACUUCAAAUUCCUCAAUUGCAAAUUAAAAUAUUUGAAAGUUUAUUUACUAAACUGAUCGAUGCUGUCAUCACAAGUGAUUCAUCCGACGAUGCACCAUGGGCAGUUCAAAUGUUCCAACAAUUUAGAUUUUUAGAAAUUAUAGUCGACUCGGACUUUUUGAUAGCAAAACUCGAGGAACUAUUAAGUUCUUCUCCUGAGUGGUACCAACGCGAAGUCAUAGUUUUUAUACCCGAUAUUAUCACAGAUACUCAUCAUCACGCCACAGCUGAAAUGCUUAUCAAAAUUAUGAAAAACAGUAGUGAUUUGACAAAUCUUAUUUUAGACUGUAUAAAUAACUUAAUAUUGAGCAAGGAAUAUAAAGAAGAACUUAGAGAGCAUGUUUUAGAAUUACUAGAUAAUAGUAUCGAUAAGAAAGUACUUCCUGCUAUUACAAGGUUUAUUCUUGAUGCGUGCGCUACAGAGUCAAUUGCAUUAAAAUCUUUAAAUGCACUGAGGCUAGUUGAUAUGACAACUUCUGUUCAAAAAGAAAUUGACGAAUGCCAUACAAUUCAGAUGUUUAUGAUAAAUGCUAUAAAAAUAAAUAUACAACUUUUUAAAGAGACAUCUCAAGCUGCUUUAUCAAUGAUUAAAAAUUGUCAGUCUGAAGCAGUACCUCUGGAUAUUAUCAUAUUGAUAUUACUUUAUGAGACAACAGUUGUAAAAAAGAAGAUAAUUGAAACAACUCUUAUUUCUCAUAUUAAGGAUGGUUAUUAUAAAGCAAAUCUUCUCAAUGCACUUUAUACGGGACAUAAGCAAGUUGUAAAAAAUUUUCAACCGACUGCUUUGAAUCUGGCAAUUAAUCUUUUGAAGGCUGAAAGCUCUGCUCAUGUGGAGUUUGGAAUCGAAUGGUUACGAAAUAUUUUCAUCAGUCAAUCCGAUACUUCUUAUAAACAAAGAGAAGUGCUAGAAAAAUUGCUCAAUCUUAUGGGUAAUAAGAAUAAAACAGUGAAAAAUGCCCUUGAAGUACUCUGCAGAAUGGCUAAUGAUGAGACGGAGCGUCAGUAUUUUCAGCAACAUGCAGGCUUUCUUAGAUGUUUUUUAGAGAAAAUUGAUAAUUUACAGUUCGAUGAAGUAGCCAUGUUGUAUCAUUUACUUCAUGGAUUGUGCACUCAAUCAGAAUUAAUUUCAAAUAUUUUAAACGAUGAUUUAACUAUAAUAAUGCAGAAGCAAUUAUGUAGUUCAAAAGUAAUAACUAAAUGCAAAGGAGUGCUUGGAGCAGUAAUGGCUAUAAAACAUUUAGCUGUUAAUAAUGAAACAAAUGAUCAAGCUUCUCAACUUCUCAAAAACACUCUAUAUUGUUUGAAAAGUUGCGUAAAAUCGCAAGCUUUGUUCUAUGAUCAAUUAGGCCAAGUUAUUACAAAUACUGAUAAUAUCGAUGAUCAAUUUUUAUCCGAUAUAACGAAUUUUUUUGAAGACAAUUUUAUAAAUAAUUGCUUAGUUGAAUGCAACAAUGACAACAAUUUGGUACCAAAAUUUGGUCUAAAUAAUGCUAAUAUGGUAGAUAGUUAUUACGUUCAUUUUGGAAGUGGCAAAACUGGAGCUUUUGUACCUGUAUUUUUCAAACUUUUACGUAUUUGUAAUUUACGUUUGAGUGGAAGCUUGGAAAGUAUAAAUGCUGUAUUAGGUUGUUCAAUUUUGAUGCCAGAAGAUUUGAAUAUGCCAGAGCCAUCGACAGCAGACUAUAUUAUACAUUGCAUAAAUUGGUUUAGAGAAAUAAUUGGAGGAUUUGUAACGCAAAAAGAAACUUUGUUACGGGAGCAAGUUUUAAAGCGUUUAAACAGUUUGAUGAAUUUACAAGGUGAAUUGGUCACGAUAUUAUCAAUGUGCGAAAGUCGAUAUCAACCACCACCGUGUUAUUUUCAUCAUUUUCCCAUUCCUCAAUUUGUUAAAAUGGACAUAAAGGUUGGAAAGAAGGGAAAUAAAAGAGGUAAAAAGAAAAAGAAAAUAGAGGAUGAAGAGAAAGAUCAGUCGGAUCUGACUCUAAAUAGGAGUAUAUUAUUACCAGAAUGGGAAAAUUGGGUAGUAGGAUCGGAACUUACAAUUAAAAAUCCAGUAUUUUUCCGACAAAUGGAUACAAAAAUUAUAAAUCUUUUGGAUACCAAUAUGGAUAUUGAAUCAUCUCAAACGUCUUCUGAAAACAUUACAAUAGCCCAAGUUUGUUUUAUAGUCAAAGAACUCUUGGGUAUGUUUAAGAAUCAGUUGUCCGAAAGUUUUGUGAAAAAUUUGAUUCAGUUAUUGCCAAAGAUUUGUGCGAAAUUAAAGCAAAUCAUAACUGAUUUAAGAGAAUGCGAAAGAGCUCACGAAAAAGAAGCUGUACAGUUACUUCUAUGUCUUUUAAUUACUUUAUUUAGUUGGGAUGAGUUCAAGAAUGUUAAAUAUAAUUUAUUAUUUUGUGAUGGUCUUAGAAGCUUAAUAGGAAUGACGAAUGAAUCAGGCGCUUCAUCAAAAUCUCAGAAGGAUCUUAUCGCUCAAGCAUAUUCAUAUUUUGAAUCAUUAGCAGAUAUUGCAACUCAAAUUUCGAUAGCUGUUGCUCUUGUAAAUAUGUGCAAUUGUCUAAUGAAGCAUUCGGUAAGCUUUAUAGAACAGUCGAGAGAAAGACAAGCAAAAAUGGCUUUUGGCUUCUUAAAUCUUGAAUGGAACAAUGAAACUCAUGGAGCUCAAUAUAAAAAUGCAAUCAAGGAAUUAUUAAAAAUGUGGUUAGAUAACGAAGUUGAUCCAUUGGAAACGGUAAAUUCAAUUUUCGAAUGGUUACCUAUGGAAGUAGAGCAGUUUAAAGGGCCGCAAUCACGUUUAAGUAGAUUGGCUUCGAUAACUAAGUCGAACUUCUAUCUUCUAUUCAAGCAAUUGUUUGUUAGUCUUGUGAAAGGUGUUGAUUUGUCUUUAAAUUUAGCCGAAACAGAUCCCGAGCGGCUACAAGUAUGGUUGAACGUUGCUACGUGCUUAGAGAAAAUGGCAAAUAUAUGCAAAUCCAAUAAAAAUAAUAUAUAUUUAGUACUCUUUCUCCGAUAUACAACAAUAUUAUAUCAAUUACUUCUUACUUCCGGUAUGAAGCUGUUAGAAGCGAAUAUUAAAUAUCAAACAGAAAAAGUUUUAAGUGUAAUAAAACAUUUCCAAAUAUCAGGAAGAUUUUUAAGAGAUAUCUUUUGUACCGCCAGAAAAGAUAAGAAUGUAACACUUUUGAAAUUAAUACCAAUUGCUAAGUCCAGGCGAGAAAAAUUUAUUUAUAGAGUCAAAGGAUUGUUGACUGCAAAUAAUUCUAUUAGUGCAUUCUGGAUGGGCAAUUUACUUAAUAAAGAUUUGGAUGGUGAAGAAAUUCCAACAGACUCGCCAGAGGAUGUCACUACUGAUUUAAACAUAACAAAUGAAAGUAACGCAAACGAUAAAGAAUCUGAUAUUUUUUACAGUGACUCGGAUGAAGAUGAUGACGAUGAUAAUUAAAAUUGAAAAUUGUUAAUUUAGCAGAGUU